Messenger RNA from Plasmopara halstedii, 216 nucleotides. RefSeq lists its product as uncharacterized. The transcript has 2 exons. The record is from RefSeq and is a predicted model, not a curated record. The coding region runs from base 1 to 216 and encodes 71 amino acids. Lineage: Eukaryota; Oomycota; Peronosporomycetes; Peronosporales; Peronosporaceae.
AUGAUUAAGUUCUUGAGCUGUGUACUCACACCAUACGUGAAAAGACCACAAGAAACGCGCCCCGUGAACGAUUUCCAGACAAUUAGGCCAUUAUUUUCGGAAAUAACGUCGACUGGCGGAGCUCGUACACCCCAUGACGGAUGUAAUUUGAAUGAUCUGAAGCGAUUUCGCUGUGUAUCAGACUCAGUUCACACAUUUUCUGAUCCAUACAUAUGA